UUUUUUUUUUUUUUUUUCGGGGUAACGUUGAGAGAAGUUAAAGGCAAGAGGUAGUUGCUAUUAAAAUACAACUCGAUUCUAAAUGUAGAGCUUUUUUUUUUUUUUUUUUCUUCUCCCCCACCCUUAUUGUGCAGCUUUCCCAACAGCAGCAGGUGCCCCUUCGGUGCCCUGCGGCCGCUCACGCAGUGGUGGCUGCUGCCCGUCUCCCCGCUGCGCGGCGCUGAAGGGGUUAAAGGCCACCUGCCGCGCGGAGCCGCCGGCGCCGCUGUUUUGGCCUCCGCCGGGCACCGUCGUCGCUGCGGCGGUGGGAGGGUCUGGGUUAGUAUGGCUGCUGCCGGCAGGGAAGGGGAUCCGAGGGCGGAGGGGAUGGCGGCCGUCAACGAAGAGGAGGACGGGGAGGAGAACAUUUUGUACGAUCUGCUGGUUAAUGCCGAGUGGCCUCCGGAAACCGAGUUGCAGCCGAGAGGCAACAGAAAACAUGGUGCAUCAUUUAUCAUCACUAGAGCAAUUACAGGUCCUGCAUUGCUUUUGCUUCGAUAUAUCUGGUACAGCCCUGCUAAGUUUUCUUUACCAUCUGGACUGGUUCGUCUAGUUAAUAAGCAGAUCAACUGGCACUUAGUACUUUCAAGCAAUGGUAAACUGUUGGCAGUUGUGCAAGAUCAGCGUGUAGAAAUCAGGUCUGCAAAAGAUGAUUUUGGAUCCACAGUUGGAAUAUGCCAAGUGCCAAAAGAUCCUAACCCUCAGUGGAGGCGAGUUGCAUGGAGUCACGACUGUACAUUACUUGCUUAUGCUGAAAGCACUGGAACAGUGAGAGUGUUUGACCUAAUGGGUAGUGAGCUUUUGGUCAUUUCACCGACAGCAAGUUUUCCAGGAGAUCUGAGUUAUGCUAUUGCUGGACUGAUCUUUCUAGAAUACAAAGCAAGUGCUCAAUGGUCAGCUGAACUACUUGUCAUUAAUUAUCGUGGAGAAUUGAGAAGUUACCUUGUAAGUGUUGGAACAAAUCAGAGCUUCCAAGAAAGUCAUAGUUUCAGCUUUAGUAGCCAUUAUACCCAUGGAAUAAAUACUGUCAUUUACCAUCCCGGUCACAGACUUUUGCUUGUAGGAGGCUGUGAAACAGAUGAAGAUGGAGUAUCUAAAGCAACUGCUUGUGGGAUAUCUGCUUGGAGAGUUCUAUCAGGAUCUCCCCAUUAUAAACAGGUUACUAGUUAUGAAGAUGAUAUUAAAACAGCGCAGAGAAGAGGAUUAUUAAGGAUUAUGAAUUUAAGAUUUUACAGCAGACGGGGAACAGAACAGGAUGGAAUUUUCAAGAUGAAUCUUUCCCCUGAUGGAGCUCUUCUGGCAGCUAUUCAUUUCUCAGGGAAACUAACAAUCUGGUCUAUUCCAUCUCUCAGACAACAAGGAGAAUGGGACCAAACUGACCAGCCGGGUUUUGAUGAAGUCAACCCAGACUGGAAACUGUCUAGUGAAAAAAGAAAGAAAAUAAAAGAUAAAGAAUCCUAUUACCCAUUGAUAGAUGUAAAUUGGUGGGCAGAUAAUUCUGUGAUCCUGGCUCGUUGCUCUGGUGCAUUGACUGUGUCAUCAGUCAAGACAUUAAAAAACUUGCUGGGGAGGUCAUGUGAGUGGUUUGAGAGUUCUCCUCAGGUCACUUCAGCUCAUGAUGGAGGAUUUCUAAGUCUGGAGUGUGAAAUAAAACUAGUUCCAAAAAGAUUACGCUUGGAAAGCAGACCUGGUGAUGAAGAUGAGGGGGAAGAUGACUCUGACUCAGAUGAUGAAAAUUCUGCUAAGGAUAGAUACUUCAGCUACCUGAAGCAAGGCCUAUACUUUGUGACAGAAAUGGAACGAUUUGCUCCUCCACGGAAACGUCCGCGUACUAUUACAAAGAAUUUCCGCCUCGUUAGUUUGAGGUCCACAACUCCAGAGGAACUUUACCAGAGAAAAAUUGAUAAUGAAGAAUAUGAGGAAGCUCUGUCUUUGGCUCAAGCAUAUGGCCUUGAUUCUGAUCUUGUGUAUCAGAGGCAAUGGAGGAAGUCAGCUGUUAAUGUUGCUUCAAUUCAAGACUAUUUGAGCAAAAUUAAGAAGCGUGCGUGGGUUCUUCAUGAGUGUUUGGAAAGAGUUCCAGAGAAUGUGGAUGCUGCUAAGAAGUUGCUUCAGUAUGGCUUGAAAGGCACAGACCUGGAGGCUCUUGUGGCCAUAGGAAAAGGAGAAGAUGGUGGCAGAUUUAUCUUACCAGGGGAAGCAGACGUUGGUAUUCCAUAUGAAAACUUCUUGUCACCAGAUGAAGAAACAGAUGCUAAAAAUGAAAAAGAGGCCAGGAAGCAUCAAGAACUGCUAUUAUCUUUAAACUUCUCAAAGCUAACACUGGAACAAAAAGAACUGUGCAGGAGCAGACUGAAGUUGUUAACUUACCUUGAUCGCCUUGAAACUUAUGAGGAAAUUCUUGGUGGUCCUCAUUCAGCUGAACAGCACUAUGAUGGUGAAUUCUUCAAGAAGUUCAGAAAUCAAAAUAUUGUGCUUUCAGCAAGAACUUAUGCUCGGGAAAGCAAUGUUAGAGCCCUGGAAAUCUUGUUUACGUUCCAUGGAUCAGCUUUACUUCCACACAGACAGGCAAUUCUCUCCAAUUUUCCAGAGACUACUUCACCACAUGAAUAUGCUUUCUUGCUGCCUGAGGCUUGUUAUGAGCAAGGAACACUGAGAAUUAUUCCUUGGAAUGAGCAAAAACAUCGUGAAGAAGACUGGUGUGAAAAAGCAGACUGCAGGACAAUUGUCGAACCAACUUUACAAGAUGAAAGCGAAUUUCUGUAUGAAUCACAGCCUGAAUUACUGAAAUACAGAACUACUGAGCUUUCAGUAGAGCUUGUAACAGACUGGUAUUUGAGCAGAGCACAGGAAAUUGAAAAAUACGCCAUGCAGGUGGAUUGUGCUCUGUCCCUUGUUCGUCUUGGCAUGGAAAGGAAUAUCCCUGGUCUGCAGGUGCUCUGUGACAAUCUGAUCACUCUUGAGACAGUAGUGUAUGAGACUGAUGGUGAUAGAACCUUAACUUUGAAGGAACUAGUAGAGAUGAAAGACAUUGAAAAGCUAAGACUGCUGAUGAAGAAUUCCUCUGAUGAAAAAUAUGUGAAGAAUGUUUAUCAGUGGAUGAUCCCUUUUCUUCACCGCUGUGAAAAUCAGUCUCCUGGUCUGGCAAAUUCACUCUUUAAAGAAUAUUUAGUGACAUUAGCAAAGGAAGACCUGACUCUACCUCUGAAGAUUUUCCAGAAUUCAAAGCCUGCUUGUCAGCAAAAAAUUAUUCCUGAACAAGACCAGCUUAUGAUUACAGCACUGGAAUGCAUUUAUAGCUGUGAACGAGAUGACCAGCUUGCUCUCUGUUAUGAUAUUUUGGAAUGCCUUCCACAAAGAGGUUAUGGGCCUGAAACAGAUAAAACUAGCAGUCUUCAUGAUGCAGUAGAUGAACUGGAGCGAAUUCUGAGUGUAUCAGAGCUGCUGGAGAAACAUGGGCUUCAGAAACCUGUUUCAUUUGUGAAAGACACAAAGGACAAUGCUGAGGAGGCACGGAAGCUGAUGAUCAGACUGACAAGGCACACAGGUCGCAAGCAACCAUCUGUCAAUGAGAUGCAGUGGAAAGAAUUGCUCCAGGAUAUGUUAGACAUGCAGCAGAAAGUAUAUACAUGCUUACAAUCAGAUGCUUGCUAUGAGAUUUUCACAGAAAGUCUUUUGUGCUCAAGCAGUAUAGACAACAUCCACUUAGCUGGACAAAUGAUGCAUUGCAGUAUUUGGUCAGUGGAUCAACCAGUUUCAUCUAAAGGGAAGCCACAAUACAGAGUCAGCUACAAAAGAAGUAUAGAACUAGUUCUGGCUGCUAGCAGAGAAUACUUCAAUUCAUCAACCAGUCUGACUGAUACCUGUAUGGAUUUGGCCAGAUGCUGCCUGCAGCUUAUUGUUGACUGUCCAAGUGCUAUUCAGGAGGAGCUAGAUCUCAUUCGUGCUCUUGGCUACCUUGAAGAAUUUGGUGUGAAAAUAUUACCAUUACAAGUCCGUUUGUGUUCAGAUCGGCUCGGUCUCAUCAAGGACUGUCUUUCUCAGUUACCAACAAACUAUAAGCAGUCUGCUAAGCUCCUGGGACUUGCAAAUUUGCUGAGAGUUGCAGGAGAUGACCAGGUGGAGAGAAAGGGUCAAGUUUUAAUCCUUUUAGUGGAACAAGCUCUCAGUUUUCAGGACUACAAAGCAGCUAGUAUGCAUUGCCAAGAACUCAUGACUGCAGGCUAUGCUAAAAGUUGGGAAGUAUGCAGUCAGCUUGGGCAAUCAGAAGGCUACCAUGACUUGGGCAUGCGUCAGGAACUCAUGGCUUUUGCUUUGACACACUGUCCCCCAAGUGCUAUAGAGGCAUUGUUGGGAGUGAGCAGUUCAUUGCAAACCCAGAUUCUCUAUCAGGCUGUGAAUUACCAGUUGCUUCCUUCAGAAGGAGGUGAGAAUGUGAAUACCUCAGGACCUUCUUCACUGAUGAGUAAGGAUACAGAGGAUGAUACCAACAUCUCCGCUAGCCAGUCUGCUGAUUUGUUGUACUGGACAACAACAAAAACCAUGAAGGUGUUGUCUAACACAACUAUGACUACAAAAGCUAUGCUGCAUGCUGUGAGUGAUGGUCAGUGGUGGAAGAGAUCACUAACUUACCUUCGACCAUUACAUGGGCAAGAACUUGGAGAUGUGUUAAAAAGUGGGCUGGGAGAAAAUAUCACUGUGGAAAAGCAAGGCUGUCAUCCAUUUUAUGAGUCUCUAAUAGCUGACCCAUAUGUUGCAGAAUCUGAAAUCAGCUAUGGCACAUACCAGAACAAUUCUUUGGAAAGUUUUGCAGAAGUGUUGUUGAGAACAGAGAAACUCGCAGAAACGAAGAGUGAAGCAAAAGACCUGCUUCCAACUACAGAAGUUCUGUUACAACUGGCAAGUGAUGCUUUACCAAAUGAUAUGGCCCUGGCUCUUGCCUAUCUACUUGCACUGCCACAGGUGGUGGAUGCCAACAAAUGCUUUGAAAAGCAAUUGCAUUCUGCAAUAUCCCUCCAGCUGGCAAGUUAUUACUAUAGCCUGCAGAUCUAUGCUCGUUUGGCACCGUGCUUCAAGGACAAGUGCCACCCUCUCUACAGGGCGGAUCCAAAAGAACUGAUUAAGAUGGUAACGCAGCAUGUUACUCAGUAUGCCUAUACAGACUGGCCUGAAGAAAUUGCAACUUUGAUAAAUCAGUUGCACUACUACAAUGAACGACUACUGGAUUUCACACAGGCUCAGAUUCUGCAAGGACUUGGCAAAGGAGUAGAUGUGCAGAGGUUUACAGCAGAUGGACAGUACAAGAGGGAAACGAUACUAGGAUUGGCAGAAACACUUGAAGAAAAUGUGUACAAGAUUGCUGUUUCUCUGGCUCAGCGAUACAGUGUUCCACUCUGGGAAGUUUAUAUGAUACAUCUGGAGUUUUUAUUCACGGACAGUGGGUUGUCCACACUGGAAAUAGAAGAAAGAGCACAAAGUCUUGGUCUUUUUGAGACUUUGAAAUCAAGUCCCGAAACCUUAUACGAACACAUGGUGAAAUAUGUUUACCCAAGUAUUGAAGGUAGAGAUCACCAGCGGUUGCUUUAUUAUUUCACACUCCUGGAAAAUUGUGGUUGUUCAGAAGUUGUGAAGCACACUGUGAAGCCUGAAACUCACAUCAGACUCCUGAAAAAGUUCAAAGCAGUUGCACCAGGUCUUAAUUACAAAAAACUAAUGGAUGAAAAUGAAAACCCUUUGGAAACGUUGGAGCCCAUACUUACAAGUCAAAAUAUUUUAUCUAUUUCCAAACUGGCUCCCAAAAUCCCUAAAAAAGAUGGCAGUAUGCUGUCACCAAGCUCUCUUUAUGCUGUCUGGUUACAAAAUCUUUUUUGGAAUGGUGAUCACCAUCUCAUUAAAAAAACACCAGAAACCAUGGAUGAAUUGCUACAUGCAUAUGAUGUGUGUUCAAAGUACUUUGAUAGACUUGAUCCAGAUGAUAUCAUCACUUUCAUUGAUGAAAUUACCUUUUCUUCAAAAGCUGUCACAAAGCUGCCUGUUGAAGCCAGGAUAGAAGUGACUAAGAAGGCUGUUAAGGCAGUCAAACAUCUUUCUGAGAAAUCAAGAAAAAAGCAUUCUGAGAAUGAGAUGGAGGAUGCUAAAAAUCCAGCUGUUGCAUAUGAAAAAACUCUGAAUCACUUGCAGCAAUCCCUUGCUCAUCUGGAAACACUCACUCAUAGUUUUAUCACUUAUUUGAAAAACAGCGAACAGGAUGUACUACAGAAGUAUGGUUAUUUAUAUGAUCUGUCAAGGUCAGAGAGAGACCAAAUCCAUGAGCAAGCAGUAACCAUGUGUAUAGAUGGUCAACCCCUGGACAUGAUACAACAGUUGAUAGAAGUGGCUGUUGGAGAUCUUUGUCUUUCUACCAAAGAUAUUGUUCAAUGUGCUAUUAAAAAAAUUAUAUGUAUGCUAAGCAGUGGAAAUGAUGGUUCUGCGUCAGUCAAAGAUCCACUUGGAAUCCUAGAAGGCAUUGUUUCUGCAGUACAUGCCAGUGUUGAAAAAGGGGAGAAAGUAGUUUCUUCAGAUGAUCUCCUGGAGUGGCUGAGACCUUUCUGUGGUGAUGACUCUUUACCAGUGAAGCCUCGCAUCAAAGUACUGCAAAUUUUGGAACAAGCCUUCCACCUCAGUGAUGAAGACAGCAAGCUGCUUGUGUACUUCAGGACUCAAGCUGUUCUUAGAGCUUACUGGCCUGAAACAAAGGUAGAGAUAACAGAUAUUGAAAGUGAAGAAAAAAGGUGUGAACUGUUCCUGAGACUUCUAGAAUCUAGUCACAAACCAUCUGAGUUUCAGCACUUGGUUUUACUCCUUCAAGCUUGGCCACCUAUGGAAAUGAGCAGCAGAUCAUGUGCAGAUGAUAAUCCGUGGGUGAAACUGGUUGUUGUUAUGCUGCAGAGAUAUCCACCUGAGGAAAGGGACAGCAUGGGAAAUGAAAUUUUGAAAAUCUGCCGUUCUUUGUAUGACACUAAGUACAAGCUUCCUGUUGAGUGUAUAAAAGAACUGUGCUUGUUGCUGCUUGACCAUUCCCUCUUGCUGCCAUCCCUGAAACUACUGGUGGAAAGCAUGGAUCAAGAUCUUCAUGCUAUGGCACUGAAGCAGAUAACAGCUGUCAGUAAGGUGGAUGAUUCCAAUUGUGAUGCUGAAAUACUUUCCUUGCUCCUCAAUGCCAAAUUAGUGGUAAAGUGCAUAUCAACUGCCUUCUAUCCUCGCCUUAUUGACCACUUGCUGGCUAACCAGGCAGAAGGAAGUUGGGAUGUAGAAGAAAUAGCAAAACAACUUAAAGAAGCAGGGUUCAACGCAGAGGCAGGAUCUCUCUUGCUGUCUUAUCGAGGAACUCAUCCUUCACUCAGGACUUUUACUUCUGCCCUCCAGACUAUUCAGCAUUGGAUUUAAUAAUGUUGGUUUUAUUGAUUUGUCUGGCUUUACUCUGGAGGCCUUCUACAAAAGGGAGAAAUUGUUGUUCUAGUAACAAAAUAACAAAGUUAGCUAUCAUUACCUAUGUUUUGAAGAAAAUGCAAAUAGCACACUUACAGUGCAGUUCCAUAUACCUCUAAUGGUUUAAAAAAAUUAUUGGUGUAGACAGUAUAAUUGUGUAAUACGACUAGCACAACAAUGAACUUGAUAAAGUUUUCUUACCAGAGAAGAAUGUUAAAUGAUUACACUCUGAUGUAUAAAUGAAAGUUAGUAAUCUGAUGGGCUAUAUACAAUUUGUCUUAAUCUCUGUAUGUAAUUUACUCUUGUCAUAAUGUAAAACUAAUGUAAAAAUAUAAAGAUAUAUGGAGCAAAAUAUCACAAUGAAAAGUAAUUCCUGAGAAUUUCAAAACCUUAAAGUUUGGUAUUGUGCAAUGUUGUUUGCAGUAAGUAAAAUGUUUUACAUUUAUUGUAGUAUCUCUUUUUUUCUUCUUUUCUCUCUUCUGCCUCUUUUUCUGGAAUUCCCAUUUCUCCUUAGUGAUGCUUAUUUGUAAGGACAAGCUGGACUUUCCUAUGAUUGCAUACUGCUUUAAUCUUAGAAGCAUUUUUCUCUGCAGUUUGGGAAGCCCCAUCUCAAAUCCAUGACGUUUAUUCGUACUUUUUGUGUGAAAGCACUUUCAAAGUAUUUUACUUGAUUUCUGAAAAAUUGCAAAGAUGUGUUGGUUUCCAAAUGCCUUUUUGUUUUAAUAAGUCAAAGGAUUGCUGAUUUAUUUUCUAAUUUUUUUAACAAUAGAAAUGUUCAUCUACGACAUGCACUACUGUAAGGUUUUGGUGUUCCAUAUGUUAAUAUAAAUUUGUUGUUAAAAUGGAUCUGUAAAUCUUUGGCCUAAUUUUGUGUUCAGAUGUAGUUUUUAUGUUAUAAUGCACAGAAACCUUAGACACCAUAGGAUCACACAGGUUGGAAGUGUCCAUGCUCCAGGAGGAGAUGUCCAUCCUCUUCCUCAAACAGGGUUCCUUUGUCGGAAUGGGUUGUUCAGGGCUUUAUUCAAUCAAGUCUUGAAACCUGCCAAGGAUGGGGUCUGUGCAGCUCUGCCAGGCAGGAUGUCCCCAUGCUAAACAAGAGGAGAUACAUAUAUAAAGAGUUUCAAAGCCAUUUUGUUGAAGCUUCUGCCAUUUCUCUUAUUUUCUCACCAUGCAUGCUGUGAAGAACUUGGCUCCACUAUGUAGAUAACCUUCUGAUAUGUACUGGAAUGCCAUAUGGAGUCCUUCAUUGACUGCUCUGCUUUCUUCAAAUAAAAAUGAAGAAAAAUAACCCAGCAACAACAAACACAUU
Messenger RNA from Phasianus colchicus (ring-necked pheasant), 8812 nucleotides. It is a transcript of the gene NBAS, whose product is annotated as NBAS subunit of NRZ tethering complex. Gene Ontology annotation, molecular function: SNARE binding. NCBI's taxonomy places the organism in Eukaryota, Metazoa, Chordata, Aves, Galliformes, Phasianidae. The record is from RefSeq and is a predicted model, not a curated record. Gene Ontology annotation, cellular component: Dsl1/NZR complex. Gene Ontology annotation, biological process: retrograde vesicle-mediated transport, Golgi to endoplasmic reticulum.